Messenger RNA from Polyodon spathula (Mississippi paddlefish), 918 nucleotides. RefSeq lists its product as uncharacterized. NCBI's taxonomy places the organism in Eukaryota, Metazoa, Chordata, Actinopteri, Acipenseriformes, Polyodontidae. The record is from RefSeq and is a predicted model, not a curated record. The transcript has 5 exons. The coding region runs from base 133 to 606 and encodes 157 amino acids.
AUGGAGACUGGGCUGGAUUUUGAGCUGGGAAGAAAAGACAAGAAAAACGUGCUGGCAGUCAGUGCAAAGGAACAGCUUUCAAAGGGAAGAAGUCUUUCAGCCUUGGGGACGUUUUUUUAAACCCUGGGAAGGAUGUUUAUCACAGUGAAGUUUGGGGAAGACCAAAAGGAGAUAUUUAAUCCGAACUGUAGAAUCAUUAACUUCAUCCACUCAUUGAAAGAGAGAUGUAACUGUAUGGAAGAAGUUUGUAUCGACCUGCUGGAUGAAUCGGGAGCCCUCGUGAAUUUGAGCGAACGUGAAAACUCGCCUGACUUUGCCAGCAGCUUCCUGAAGGAAAGGCACAGGUACAUCCUGCUCAAAGUCAUCAGAGGAGAUGGCGGUGAAGGGAACAAAUAUGAAUCUCUUUUACUGAACCUAGGAAAAUGCCACCCCGAUUUAGCAGAUGUCCUACAGAAGCUGUCGAACCCCCAGAGAGACCGGGAGAGGAAGAACUGUGUCUCGAGGAAAGGCCGUCAGCACAAAGACCCUCCGUCCACCCACCCCCACACUAAGAAUAAAACCCCUUCCACCAGCAAGAAGAAUUCCAAUAUCAACCACAGAACCUAACAAGAGCCCUCCUCACAUGCACUGAGGAAAUAGACUGAAUCUCAGAAAAAACUGCUUAGAAUGAGACAUCUGCAAAGGAAAUGUUGCCUUCAAAGUCCUUGCAAUGUUACAAAUACACACACACACACACACACAUUGUGUAUACCAGAAGAGAUGUUUUUUGUCUGUUACCAUCUGCAUUAAAGGAUUAGCAUUAACUAUGUGUAUGCUAAUGAGUCAGAAGCAAAAUCUGAUGCUGUCUUCGAAUCUAAAGGAAAAUGCUGAGAACUUCACAGUCGCAAAACAGCAGAACGUCUUCAGGAGGAUUAUUUA